Molecule: messenger RNA, 5889 nt
Organism: Phlebotomus papatasi
Lineage: Eukaryota; Metazoa; Arthropoda; Insecta; Diptera; Psychodidae
Exons: 3
Coding region: 1190-3145 (651 amino acids)
Source: RefSeq, a predicted model, not a curated record
AAAGGCGACCGACUAUCCAGUUGUGUUUGACGCGCUCAAGUGAAUGGGUCUUUCUUUAAACUGGCGAGAUAUCUCACUCAACAUAUUCCGUAGAGUGGAUCUUGUGACAAGGUACGAAUUUCAUAAACAAACUCAACAGUGAAAGAGAUAAAAUAACUGACAAAAGAGUGGGUAAAAGUUAAGAAUUUUCUUUUGUGCCAAAAACCACGAUUAAAAACCAGUGAAAACUUUGCACCUUCAGCCAAAGGGAAUUUUCCCCAUUGAAGGAGCAAUAUAAGAGAAAUUUAUUUGCAGUGAAGUAAACACCAUAGAACUGUGCAUUGCAAAAAGGAAGAAGAGGAGAAAAAAAAGCCGAAGUUCUGCAAGAACUUUUCCCUUGAGAAUUAAUAUAUUUUAGCCCAAGAGAGAUUGCAGGAGGGCAAGAAAAAAAAAACGUUCCACUGCAGAUAAAAUUGUCUCUCAUUGGUUCAUUAAUUUCUCUCAAAUAUCACCUCGAAUUUCUGUGACCUGCUUUUUUUACUCUCCCAGGCAAUUCAAUCAAGCACAUUAUUUAUUUUCCAUUUAUUAUUUUUCGAGAAGAAAAAAAAAUUAUACAUUUCCUUUUCGUGGCAAAUUUUUCAGUGUAAACUUCACCAGAGUGUAAUAUAUAUUUUUUCUUAUUUAUUUAUUCAUUUGGUGCGUGGAAUUUUUGUGUGAUCAUAUUGUUAAAUGUUGGUGAGAAAAAAAGAAACGGUGGUAGAAGGGAAACAAGUGAAAGAAAUUGUGUAGCCAAAUACACAAAGGAACAAGUGACGAAGGUGGAUGAGAUAGAAAAGAACCAAGAAGGAUUUCUUUGUGAAGCCAAUAUUGAUAGUUUUUAUAUGGGAAUGUUCUAGCGGUGCUUUAAGAGGAAAAUCCACAAAAAAAAAAUAGAAAAUAUUGUGCGUGAAGAAACAAAGAAAAUUUGCCUCCAAUUGAGUGAAACGGUGUCUUAUCACAUAUUGUGCAGUUUACAAGACAACCCUAACAUAAUCUUCGAGACUCUUGGAACUUCAAGUCUAACAGUGACGCCAAUUUCUACCUGAGAAACUGCAUCAGUUAUUAACUUUCUGCUCUCCAUCAUCUUGUAGUGUUGAGAGAUACAUAGGGAAUCUCCAGAGAUGACAGAAAGCUGCAGUUGGAAUCUGAUGCAAUGAAGUGAAGAUAAGAAAUGACGCUAAAUCCACUGAUUGUGAUCUUCUACGCUCUCUGCUCGCAUCUGCUUGGGGAAGUGGCAUCCCUGCCAGUAACUUCGAAACCCCUGGCGAGCAAUCCGGAUCAUCUGGCGUGGGAAGCAUGGCUCACGGUGGAUUCACGCAAUCCUCUCUACAACGACAUGACCCGCAAAAUUACACCAAAGUCUAUAUUCAUUGCUCCAAAUUUUCGCAAUGAAUCCCUUCCCUGUCCCACAGGUUUCAAGGUUGAUCAUCGUGGUCAGUGCAUUAGGGUGGUGAGCAUUGAUCCCAAUGAUCUCCUGGCCAAUCGACUCCAAUCCAUUUUGGCAUCUACCAAUAUCCAAAUGGAUGACGAUGAGAUCUACGAUUAUGAUUCCUACGACACAAGUGGUCCAUUCCAGGUGAAUCUCCCUAUUUCUUUGGAUGCUGACUCCAAAUUGGAGCAGAGUCAAGGAGCCAAAGGAGCACCAGAAGGACUUAGAGAAAAUACUCAAAUUCUCAAUGGAGAACCAUCGUCCAUCCAAGAAACUCUGGAAAAUGGUCAAGAGACAACCACCAGCUCAGACGAAGAAACAAAAUUCACAACUGAUAUGUCUCUAGCAUCCAGUGAGGAUGCUACUGAAGAUAUCACCGAAACAGUCACCACGGAAAAUUUCACAAGUAUGCCCAUCUCUGAGAUUUCAUCGGAAAUGCCCACAAAUACAACUGGAUCAUCUCUCGAGGGUUUAGAAAGUUCAACGACUGAGAUUGCUGUUGAGGAGGAAAGGGCUACACAAUCCACGACAGAGGUAUCCACUGAGCAAAGUACAGAUGAAUCAUCCACUAUACAAACGGUAACUGAGGAUGGCAGAGAUAAUUUGACCCGGGAGGAAGAUGAAAUGAGAAACUCUAUUAGGAACAGUACCCUUAAGAUCGACCUCGAGAGAGAUGAUUUGGUUUUAGAUGUAAGUAGCAUGACACAGAGUACAGAUUUAGAGGAAACUACAACAGAUGAAGUCACAGAGUCAAUUACAACAUCACCAUUACCACAGACUUCAACAUCUUCAUCAACGUCUUCCACAGUGGAGUCAAAUAGGCGUCCAAUUGAGGAGAAACGCGUCGUCAUCAUCACGGAUAAAUUUAAACCAAGUCGAAAGGAGUCCGUACUGAUUGUUACACCCAUCCCUAACAUCUUAAUCUCUACCACUGAGACUGUGGAUGACACGACUCAGUUCGAUGGGGGAAAGGAACUUCUUGGGGUUCUGGAUGAGAGUGAUUCAGAGAAGAAGAUGCGAGAAAUGGUGAUUCAUCAGGAGCAAAAAGAUGCCGCUAUGGAGAAGAUUGAUGCCAACAAUCGUUUUGUCUAUCAUCAUCUUAAAAAUCCAAUAACUGGGGAGAGAACAACUGAAACACCUCAAGAAAUGACUCAUUCGAGAAUUGAGACAAAAGUGGUAACAACUGUCGAACCAGUAGAAAAGGUAACAACAGCAAGUCCUGUUCAGAUUAGAACUACAGAGAGGCCGAGAAAUAGGAUAAGAUUCCCCACGGGUGAAGAGGAGGAAGAUCCUCCGGAUGAGUUCAAGGGGGAUCUCAUAAGAUUCCCUGGACCAGCGUCCCAUCGCUUUUUGCCAAAUAUAAAUCGUCUGAUACCCGAGUCUGUCACACGAAGACCACCAACUACAACAACUCAGACUGACUCAAAUCCUGGAAGGGGUACAGGGGCAGCUAACAGAAAACAAUCCUCCUGGUACCCACCAACCUGGGGUAGAAAUUCAACAAAGCAACAAAAGCCAGUUUUGCUGCGAUUCUGGUCACGAAUGCCCCUAAUCCGGGAUUCAUCCUUCACGGGACGACGUUCUCUGGGUCAUCGAGAGAAUUCCAAAAGUCCCUCAGAGAAUCUCUACAAAGAUAUCCCUUCCCAGGAUAUUUACAGAGUGAUUGGAUCGCGCCAGAAGAAACACACCAAUAGCUAAGUUGCACGCAACUAGAGUGCAACUAAAACUUUCUCUUGUGCCAAUUAAUCGAAAUGUUAAAGAAUCACAUAACGAAUUUUUCACUCCCACAUUAUGCAUAAUAUUAUUGCAUUACUGCACAUCAUAGGAGCGAUUACUAUGAGAUUAUUAAUAGUGGUCUUCCUCUUAUUUAGGAAGACAAAUUCGAUGACAUUUUUGUGUUUCCCUGUUUUCAUAUAAAAAAAAUCAACAAUAUCUUCAGUGUUUAAAAAUGUGUUAGGAAGAAAAUAGAUGAAAGUGUAGCGAAUACCGCAUAGAAAUUGUGUAAGAUAUAGUGAAAAAAUGCAAAAGUAUACAUUUGUUAGUAAAAAUAUCAUAUAGAUAGGUACUUAAAGGUUUAAUUUUCAAUGCAAUAUCUCCAAAUUUUGCAAGCAAACACAAUACAAUACCAUUUUUGUUGAUUUAUUGGUCUCAUUCUUUCUUGUUCUGACACAUUUACCUGUGGCCAAAAAGGAUAAUUUUGGAAUAUGAGGUUAUGUUGGACAUAACCUUAAAAAAUCUUGACUUUUUAAUGCAAGAAAGACUUUAAAGUUCUCCAAUAUUUAAAUUCUCUGCAAUUCUAUGGUAGCUUAUGUGUCAAAUAAAUUAAUUUUGGAUUUAUAAAUAAAAUAUCUUUUGACAUAACCUCUAUUUGAAAAUUUGUAACGUUAGCCUUUUGGUUAAGCUUUCGCUUAAACAAGGUACAUUUCUUUUUGGUAAAGAAAACCCAUGUAAGUCAUCCCUUAAAGUAAAUUUAACACUUUAAAGUUGCCCAUGAAAACCCAUUCGUUUUAUGGUUAUGUUUUUACGUUUGAUGAGUUUCUCACAUAAAUUCAAAUUGAACAUGGCAGUUUAUGACUUUUGGAAGAUAAAAAUAUUAGUAUAUUUCUUUUUUAUGUACGAGAAAUUUUUAAACUAUUUCCGGUCAUAUUAAAUUAACUAUUUGUAGUUACAGUAGAGCCUCGCUAUAGGCCAUAUUUGGUUCCAGAUUUGACACUUGAGUCGCACACUAUAGUCCAUGUCAUUUUUUAAAAUCAAUGACUUUUAGUAUUGAAAUUGCUCGACGGCUUCCAAUUUCUUUGCGAUUGUGGUAUUUGUCCUCGUUCUCUUUAUUUAUGGAUCACAAUUACCACAACUAGGGGAAAGUACUCUCCCUUCGAACGUUCAUGCCUUCGAAUAAUAUGAAUUUUCUUUAGGUUUUCCUAAGAGACUUACACAUUUCUAUUAAAUAUUAGUUGGCUUAUCAUCAAUUGUUGAUAAUUCCGUAAUAGUUUAGUGUAAAUUUCUUACGAAAAACAAAAGAAAUUCACAUUAUUCGAAGGCAUGAACGUUCGAAGGGAGAGUACUUUCCCCUACUCAAUAAAAUUUGCCAAAAAUAUUAAAAUAAUUAUGACAACAUUGAAUGUUGCGUACUAAAAAAAUAUAACCUAACUUAAAAUCAGUGUUUUGAAAUCAACGGUCGAUAAAUUGUGGACUAUAGAGCGAUGGCCUAUAGCGGGGUUCUACUGUAUGUCAUUUUACGUAAUCUUUUUCUUCAAACAAUGCAACCUAUUGUGAAUUUACAAAAAAAAUCCCUAAAGAAGAACAUCUUAAUUGACCAAUGAAACUUAUGUAGGAGAAAGCUUUUAGGCUUCGCACACAUUCUGGCUUCGAACACUUUAUAUUUUUCCCAUAUUCCUUUAAUCAAUCUGACCAAAUAGCAAUAUAUUUUAAUAACCAGAGAAGUUAUACAUUUCAUGAAAAAAUUAGGUCAGAUUUAUUAAUGGAACACAGUAAAAAUAUGAAAUAUUCAAAACCGAAGUGUGUGCAAAGCCAGAAAACCUUUCCCUAAUCAGAAUUUUGGGUGUCAACUUUUGUGUAAGGCUUUGAAUUUGUUAAAAUUGUCCCAUUUGACUUAUAAAAAGCACUCUGACUGAAUAAAAAGCAACAUGAGAACUCUGAAAAUACAUAACCCUAUAAUAUCUUAGUUACAAAAUUCUGCAAAACCAUAAAGUUUAGAGUGUUACUUGAAAUGUAGUCCGAUAAAGUUUUAAAUUUAGCAAUAAUAAUUUAAUUUGAAUAAGGAAUUUCUAAGUUCGUGCCACGUAAAAAAGUAUUUACUAAAUUUUUAGGUUAUGUCCUUUAUAACCUCAAAUUUCUAAAAAAUCCCACGGCUAAAUGAGAGAAUGAUGCCCAAUAUUUGAGCUACAGAAAUGUUAAAAUAGUUCUUAAUUCUGUGAUUAUCUCGAUACAAGUAUAACAUACCUAUUUUUUCUGUUCAUUCACAAAACACACUUUAGAAAGUCAUCUGCUGUAUAGUUUUAUAUAAAUGGCAAAAAAAGAUCAUCUUUCAAAUAUCUAUUGAAGGUUAGAAUUUGAUGCAUGAAUGGCAAAAAAAAGCACAAACGAAAAAUAUGUAGUAGAUUAAAAAACACACAGUUUUUAGUUGAUAUUCCGAAGAUGUUUCACGUACAAAGCUUUUUUCCAUCAAAUGCAAUUUUAAAUAUCAUUUAAAUUGUAAAUUUUUUUCGCUGUUUUUAUGAGAAGACAGAUAAGUUGUCGGAUCGAAAUGUAAAUCCGAUUGAAGAAUUUAAUACCAAUAAAUGUGUGACAUAAUGAGUGGAUCUUUACGAUUUUACCUCGUAGGAACUUACAUGCAAAAAAAACAAGUUUUGAAAAAAAGUAAAAUUAUAUUUUGAAUGUAUUACCGGUGAAAUUGAUUUCCGAAAAUAAAAAAAAAAGAAAAA